UGAGGAAACUGCUUUACAGACACACCUGUUUUACACACAUCACUCAAACACAGAACCAAGAAACAGGAAACAGGAAACACAUGACUUCAGAGAAACUGAAACUGAAGUGUAGUUGAGCUGUUGUGUGUUGUGUCUCUGUGUUCAUGCAGUAAAAUGGCUGAAGCCAGAAUUUCUCAGGAUGAGUUCAUGUGUUCAUUGUGUCUGGAUCUCCUGAAGGAUCCAGUGGCCAUUCCCUGUGGACACAGUUACUGUAAGAGCUGUAUCACAGGCUGCUGGGAUCAGGAGGAUCAGAUGAGAGUCUACAGCUGUCCUCAGUGCAGACAGACCUUCAGUCCAAGACCUGCUUUAGGUAAAAACACCAUUCUGGCUGAAAUGGUGGAGAAACUGAAGAAGACUAAACUUCCUGCUGACUGUUAUGCUGGAGCUGGAGAUGUGCAGUGUGACGUCUGUACUGGAAGAAAACACAAAGCCAUCAAGUCCUGUCUGGUGUGUCUGAACUCUUACUGUCAGAAUCACCUUGAACAACAUGAGAGUUUCUUUAAAGGAAAGAGACACAAUCUGACUGAAGCCACUGGACGACUGCAGGAGAUGAUCUGCCAGAAACACGACAAGAUCCUUGAGGUUUUCUGCCGCACUGAUCAGAAUUGUAUAUGUGUGCUGUGUAUGAUAGAUGAACAUAAAAACCACGACACUGUAUCAGCUGAAGCACAGAGGACAGAGAAACAGCACCAGCUGAAGGAGACGCAGAGGUCGUUCCAGCAGAGGAUCCAGCAGAGAGAGAAAGAUCUUCAGCAGCUGAGAGAGGCUGUGGAGUCUCAUAAGUGCUCUGCACAGACAGCAGUGGAGGACAGUGAGAGGAUCUUCACUGAGCUCAUCCGCUCCAUUGAGAGAAGCCGCUCUGAGGCCACACAGCGGAUCAGGGAUCAGGAAAAGACUGCAGUGAGUCGAGCUGAAGGACGACUGGAGCGACUGGAGCAGGAGAUCAAUGAUCUGAGGAGGAGAGACGCUGAGCUGGAGCAGCUUUCACACACACAGGAUCACAUCCAUUUCCUGCAGAGUUUCCAGUCUCUCUCAGCUCCUCCUGAAUCUACAGACGUAAAUGACGAUCCCUUCAGUUCUCUCUCCUCUUUUGAUGUUGUGAGAGAAUCUGUCCAUCAGCUGAGAGACAAACUGGAGGAUUUCUGCAAAGAGGAGCUGAAGAAGUUCUCUGACAGAGUCACUUUCACCAACAUUGUUCCCAGAACCAGGAACGACUUCCUACAAUAUUCCCUUCAGCUCAAUCUGGAUCUGAACACAGUGAAUAAAAACCUCCGUCUGUCUGAGGGGAACAGAGUGAUUACUUACACUAACACAGUUCAGCCGUAUCCUGAUCAUCCAGACAGAUUUGAUUGGUAUCUUCAGGUGUUGUGUAGAGAGAGUGUGUGUGGACGCUGUUACUGGGAGAUUGAAAGGAGUGGCAAUAUUAGUGUGUUUAUAUCAGCGUCAUAUAAGAGCAUCAGCAGGAAGGGACGGGGUAAUGAGUGUUUGUUUGGAUCUAAUGAUCAGUCCUGGAGUUUGUCUUGCUCUUCCUCCAGUUACUCAUUCAUACACAAUAAGAUAAAGACUGAACUCUCUGUAGAGUCCAUCAUCAGCAGUAGAAUAGGAGUGUAUGUGGAUCACAGUGCAGGAACUCUAUCCUUCUACAGCGUCUCUGGAGACACAAUGAGCCUCAUCCACACAGUCCAGACCACAUUCACUCAACCGCUCUAUCCUGGGUUUGCUUUUGGUUCUGGAUCAUCAGUGAAACUGUGUUGAUGAAUCAGAAUAGACUGUAGAGAGAGUAAUAAAGCCUUUCUGAAGCGAAGUGAUGCACUUGUGUUGCACAAGUUAUGAAGUCAAAUAUCGACCUUCCAUAUUCAACGUGUGCAGAAAGUGUAAAACUUUUGCAGUUUGCAAAGCUUACGCUGCGUCAUGCGCCUUCCCUAUUCAACUUACGGAAAAUGUGUAACUGACGUGACGCCAGUUUACACUUUCUUUGUAACGUGAGAUUUUUUUGUAAAAUUGAUAAAUGUCAAUUUAUUAUUAAAUGUAAAAUAUAUAAACAGAUCAUCUGAUAAUACUGUAAACUCUUGAUCAGUGAAAGUAUGAGCACAAUUAUUAUAAUCUAAUCCAGUUUACUUUAAAUAAACCUCCUCCUGAACAGGAUUUACAGAUCUGAUGCUCUGAACAACUCUGAGAAAAGAUAAAAACAUCAAGGAUUGAGUCAAAUCAUCAUGAGUUCAAUCCAGAUAACUCAGAAAUAUAUUAGGUAUGAAAGAAGGAAAACUGUAAGCUGAACUCUGAAAUCAGUCCAGAUGAAUCCCAUCAUUACUGUAAAUGUCAGAAUUGUUGGAGUUUCUUUGUUCAGUGGUUCGUGCUGCUUGUCCUGAUCUAGAAAGUAUCCUGACAUGAUAAAACCAUGUUUUUCUACAUGAACUGUGGUAAUACCAUGCUCUGAAUUCAUCAUGUAGUGUUUUGUGAAUAAUGUCAGUGUUUUCUUUCUGUAUCUGUCAUGUGAUCGUCCCGCUGCUGCUCUCAGUGCUGUAAUGAACACAAAUAAUUCAAUAUAUUAAUAUACUUCAGAGCAAAGAGAGUCAAUGAUGAAGUGUUUCAAUAGAGGACGUCAAACACUCAUUAGAUGAGCGACCCAUGUGAUCUAUACAAUGACUUUUGACCUUCCUAAAAGAUGAGCCAGUCUUACUGGAUUAUGACCUCUGUCAGUGUUUCUACAUAUUAAAGAAACCUGCUGUACCUGAAAAACUUCUGAUCUGUUGUAUUCGUCCUAUUGUCUGUAAUUUGCUUCUUUGUUCUUAUUUUAAAAACAAAAAUUAAAUAGCCAAAAUAUCUUUAUUGUGA
This is a messenger RNA of Ctenopharyngodon idella (grass carp), 2874 nucleotides long. RefSeq names its product E3 ubiquitin/ISG15 ligase TRIM25-like. The transcript is spliced from 6 exons. Gene Ontology annotation, molecular function: protein binding; zinc ion binding. Bases 154 to 1794 code for a protein of 546 amino acids. The record is from RefSeq and is a predicted model, not a curated record. NCBI's taxonomy places the organism in Eukaryota, Metazoa, Chordata, Actinopteri, Cypriniformes, Xenocyprididae.